GGUAUAUAUAUAUGUAUGUAUAUAUAUCGCUCUCUCUCUGUCUCGCCGCAGGUACGCUUCAAGGACCGCAUCACGAUCCUGCGUGGCAACCACGAGUCGAGACAGAUCACGCAGGUGUACGGCUUCUAUGACGAGUGCCUACGCAAGUACGGCAACGCUAACGUGUGGAAGUACUUCACCGACCUAUUCGACUAUAUACCGCUCACCGCACUAGUGGAUGGACAGAUAUUCUGCUUGCAUGGAGGUCUGUCGCCGUCUAUAGACACACUAGACCACAUUAGGGCAUUGGACAGACUGCAGGAGGUUCCACACGAGGUACAGCUUCUCUCUAUUUCACACACGG
Molecule: messenger RNA, 343 nt
Organism: Priapulus caudatus
Lineage: Eukaryota; Metazoa; Priapulida; Priapulimorpha; Priapulimorphida; Priapulidae
Product: serine/threonine-protein phosphatase 2A catalytic subunit alpha isoform-like
Exons: 2
Biological process (GO): peptidyl-serine dephosphorylation; mitotic cell cycle
Cellular component (GO): cytosol
Molecular function (GO): protein serine/threonine phosphatase activity
Source: RefSeq, a predicted model, not a curated record